Molecule: messenger RNA, 3041 nt
Organism: Canis lupus familiaris (dog)
Lineage: Eukaryota; Metazoa; Chordata; Mammalia; Carnivora; Canidae
Gene: RNF19B
Product: ring finger protein 19B
Exons: 10
Coding region: 16-2241 (741 amino acids)
Biological process (GO): positive regulation of proteasomal ubiquitin-dependent protein catabolic process; protein polyubiquitination; ubiquitin-dependent protein catabolic process
Cellular component (GO): cytoplasm; ubiquitin ligase complex
Molecular function (GO): ubiquitin protein ligase activity; zinc ion binding; ubiquitin conjugating enzyme binding
Source: RefSeq, a predicted model, not a curated record
CGGGCUCUGGGGGCCAUGGGCUCUGAGAAGGACUCCGAGUCGCCGCGCUCUACAUCUCUACACGCGGCCGCGCCCGACCCCAAGUGCCGCAGCGGCGGCCGGCGCCGGCGCCUCACCUUCCACAGUGUCUUCUCCGCCUCGGCCCGCGGCCGCCGCGCCCGGGCCAAGCCGCAGGCCGAGCCGCCGCCCCCGGCCGCCCCGCCGCCGCCCGCCCCGGUCCCGGCCGCGGCCCAGGCCCCGCCGCCCGAGGCGCUGCCCGCGGAGCCGGCAGCCGAGGCGGAGGCGGAGGCCGCGGCGGCGGCGGCGGCGGCGGCGGCGGCGGCCGGGCCGGGGUUCGACGAUGAGGAGGCGGCGGAGGGCGGCGGCUCGGGCCCGGAGGAGGUGGAGUGCCCGCUCUGCCUGGUGCGGCUGCCUCCCGAGCGGGCCCCGCGCCUCCUCAGUUGCCCGCACCGCUCGUGCCGGGACUGCCUCCGCCACUACCUGCGCCUGGAGAUCAGCGAGAGCCGGGUGCCCAUCAGCUGCCCCGAGUGCAGCGAGCGACUCAACCCGCACGACAUCCGCCUGCUGCUCGCCGACCCCCCGCUCAUGCACAAGUACGAGGAGUUCAUGCUGCGCCGCUACCUGGCCUCGGACCCCGACUGCCGCUGGUGCCCGGCCCCGGACUGCGGUUAUGCUGUUAUUGCCUAUGGCUGUGCCAGCUGCCCAAAGCUGACCUGUGAGAGGGAAGGCUGCCAAACAGAGUUCUGCUACCACUGCAAACAAAUAUGGCAUCCAAAUCAGACAUGCGAUAUGGCCCGUCAACAGAGGGCACAGACUUUGCGAGUACGGACCAAGCACACUUCAGGUCUCAGUUAUGGACAAGAAUCUGGACCAGCAGAUGACAUCAAGCCAUGCCCACGAUGUAGCGCUUACAUUAUCAAGAUGAAUGAUGGAAGCUGUAAUCAUAUGACCUGUGCAGUGUGUGGCUGUGAAUUCUGUUGGCUUUGCAUGAAAGAGAUCUCAGACUUGCAUUACCUCAGCCCCUCUGGCUGCACAUUCUGGGGCAAGAAGCCGUGGAGCCGUAAGAAGAAAAUUCUUUGGCAGCUGGGAACACUGAUUGGUGCUCCAGUGGGGAUUUCCCUCAUUGCUGGCAUUGCCAUUCCUGCCAUGGUCAUCGGCAUUCCUGUUUAUGUUGGCAGGAAGAUACACAGCAGAUAUGAAGGAAGGAAAACCUCCAAACAUAAGAGGAAUUUGGCUAUCACAGGAGGAGUGACUUUGUCAGUCAUUGCAUCCCCAGUUAUUGCUGCGGUUAGUGUGGGUAUUGGUGUCCCCAUUAUGCUGGCUUAUGUGUAUGGGGUUGUGCCCAUUUCUCUCUGUCGUGGAGGUGGCUGUGGAGUUAGCACGGCCAACGGAAAGGGGGUGAAAAUUGAAUUUGAUGAAGAUGAUGGUCCAAUCACAGUGGCCGAUGCCUGGCGAGCCCUCAAGAAUCCCAGCAUUGGGGAAAGCAGCAUUGAAGGUCUGACUAGUGUAUUGAGCACAAGUGGAAGCCCUACAGAUGGACUCAGUGUUAUGCAGGGUCCAUACAGCGAAACAGCCAGCUUUGCAGCCCUCUCAGGGGGCACUCUGAGUGGUGGCAUUCUUUCCAGUGGCAAGGGAAAAUAUAGCAGGUUAGAAGUCCAAGCCGAUGUCCAAAAGGAAAUUUUCCCCAAAGACACAGCCAGUCUUGGUGCAAUUAGUGACAACGCAAGUACUCGUGCUAUGGCCGGUUCCAUAAUCAGUUCCUACAACCCACAGGACAGAGAAUGCAACAAUAUGGAAAUCCAAGUGGACAUUGAAGCCAAACCGAGCCACUAUCAGCUGGUGAGUGGAAGCAGCACAGAGGACUCGCUCCAUGUUCAUGCUCAGAUGGCAGAGAAUGAAGAAGAAGGUAGUGGUCGUGGUGGCAGUGGCAGCAAUGAAGAGGAUCCUUCCUGCAAACACCAAAGCUGUGAACAGAAAGACUGCCUGGCCAGCAAAGUUUGGGAUAUCAGCCUGGCCCAGCCUGAGAGUAUCCGUAGUGACCUGGAGAGCUCUGAUACACAGUCAGACGAUGUGCCAGACAUCACCUCAGAUGAGUGUGGCUCCCCUCGCUCCCAUACGGCAGCCUGCCCCUCGACUCCCAGAGCCCCAGGUGCACCGAGCCCAAGUGCCCAUAUGAACCUCUCUGCCCCAGCCGAGGGGAAGACUAUCUUGAAGCCAGAAGGUGCAGAAGCCAGAGUAUGAAGUGGAAUGAAUGCUGUUCUGAGAAGCACACUUGUUAUGCCUGCUCCUUGUCUUCCUGGCCUGUGCUUUACCACAAUGAAGAGGAGUCUGGACAACAACUUGGAAGAUGAUUAUCUCUUGGGCACUGCAGCUAGAUUUAGCACAUUUCCCUGUGCCUGGAACAGGAAAUGCUCUUGGUGGACUUAAGGUCUCUGGAAGAAAGUGCCCUAAUGUCCUUGUGUGAAAAGGGGGACCUGUUGGAAAAGGGGGCAGACAGUCUGGAAAUCUCUGAAAUGCAAAUAAUCAACUCAAGAUUGCAAUUCUCUUGAAGCCUCACCAGAUAGCAGUUAACUUGGAUAAAAUCGAAGAAGUCUUUGGAGGGGCAAGAGUUGGCAGCCAAACCUGUGUUGUUAUCUGGGUUCCACGUCUUCCCACUGUGAGACUUGGGCAGUUGCCUCUGAGUCUGCUUUCACUUAGGCAACAUGGGGAAAACAAUCCUUAACUGUGGUCGUAAAGAUUGAGUGAGAUGUUGUACUGAAAUGCUUUUGGUAAAGACCCAUGUUUUUUCCUCCUGCAGGAAUGAGAAAAAGUAAGGGGAGAUGAUGGGUGUCAUCUAAGGGAAAAAAAACAACAGAACUCUACACCAGAGGCUAUGAAAAACUAAGCUUACUCUAAUCCUUUGUAACACUCCUGUUGUAGUCCUGUUGUAGAUCCUAGACAUUAGCUGAUGAAAAGGCCCUUCGGCGCCACCUGGACAAGAACAUGAGUAAUGCGUUGGAAAAGUUAGUUCUCCCUUUAAAAUAUGGUGAAAGUUUAACUUC